Messenger RNA from Bactrocera tryoni, 491 nucleotides. RefSeq lists its product as uncharacterized. Lineage: Eukaryota; Metazoa; Arthropoda; Insecta; Diptera; Tephritidae. The record is from RefSeq and is a predicted model, not a curated record. Bases 45 to 491 code for a protein of 148 amino acids. The transcript has a single exon.
UUUCUAUUAAAUUUUCUAUUAAUUCGGUUUCAAAUAUAACAACAAUGUAUAAAUGCCGUCCCACCGGCGAGUGGAUGAGCUAUGAUGCUAAUAUACCGACUCCAAAAACUGUUACACAUGAAAUGCUUGAGGCCGGACGAAAAGCGACAUCAAACAUACGCAUAAUCGCUAGGAAGCAACUCAACUUUCAAUCCUAUCCCAUGAAUGACUUCCGCUUUGAUUUGCUGCACUUUGACAAGCCUAAAGAAUUUCAGAGUGUUUCAACCUACAAACGUGACUAUGUGGAACCAUUACCAUCGAAGUGUAAGCCGAAAAACGUACAUGAUGUAGAAUCGCCGGAUCCACUUUUCAACCGUAGAACUGUGAAUGAUUUUGAAAUGGUGCCUUGGGUGGAUACUAAGUUUAUGGACGAUAAAGUUUUCAAUAUCUCAGAGUCACGAAGAAAGAUCAACUUCUUUAGGCAAUUGCGGAAUCGCAGUUUCCAAUUUUAA